CGCAGCUGUCACAGAUGCAACUCGGGCAACGGACUAGUUGGUCAAUAGAGCGCAGUAGCUUAUAAUAUGUUGGGUAUAUUCAAUAGACCCUAUGGGGAUCCCAAUCUGAUGCCUUUGGCCAUCGGACCUAUGCCAAUUUUGACCAUACUAUCUGCCUAUUUGCUCUUCGUGCUGAAGCUGGGUCCAUGGUUUAUGGCGAAUCGGAAGCCGUUCCAACUACGUGGCACUCUGAAAGUCUAUAAUGCAGUUCAAGUUCUGUACAACAUCCUGAUCUUUAUAUUGUGCAUGUAUAUUAUACUUACGACUCCACACUACAAGUUCAGCUGCCUGACUCCUCUCGCACUGGAUCACGAAAUGAAGAAGUGGGAACGAUUGCUUGUCUAUAGCUAUUAUCUGAACAAGAUAUUGGAUCUGAUGGACACAGUCUUCUUUGUGCUACGAAAGAGCCACAAGCAGAUUACGUUGCUUCAUCUGAUCCAUCACACCUCUAUGCCAGCGAUAGGGUAUAAUCUGAUACGAUUUUUUGGAUAUGGAGGACACAUUAUUGUAGUUGGAAUUUUAAAUGUCUUGGUACACACGAUAAUGUACACAUAUUACUUCAUAUCGGCUGGCAGCUCGCCGGCUGUCAAACAAUCUCUCUGGUGGAAGCAGUACAUUACGAUUAUGCAGAUGGUUCAGUUCGUACUCAUGUUCUCGCAUAGCAUUUGGACCCUAAUGACACCCAAUUGUCAGGCGAAUCGCAUAACAAUCUACGUGGUUCUAGUCGCUUCAUUCCUCAUGCUUGUCAUGUUUAGCAACUUCUAUAUACAAGCCUACAUAAUGCCAAAAGCUGAGAAAUCGGCAAAUGACAAGCUUAAAUAAGACUCCGUCUACGCAGUCUGUGGGAACUGGUGAAAGAAACCUUCAAUUUAUAUAUAGAAAAUCCUUAUCCAGUCCAAUAUUCUUUCAGAAAUAUAAAAAUAUAAUAAAUGCAGUCUGAGUUAUGAAUUCCAAAUGAGCCGCUCAAUUCGAACCCCCAAGCUAGAGUAACUAGGCAAGCAAAGUAGGCUAAAGGUUAAACGUUUCAGUUUUUAAAGCGAAUUUUAUUUAAAAGUAUUCAAAUUGAAAAUACUUAAUACUUA
Messenger RNA from Drosophila hydei, 1121 nucleotides. Its product is annotated as elongation of very long chain fatty acids protein F-like. The record is from RefSeq and is a predicted model, not a curated record. Gene Ontology annotation, biological process: fatty acid elongation, polyunsaturated fatty acid; sphingolipid biosynthetic process; very long-chain fatty acid biosynthetic process. NCBI's taxonomy places the organism in Eukaryota, Metazoa, Arthropoda, Insecta, Diptera, Drosophilidae. Bases 67 to 861 code for a protein of 264 amino acids. The transcript is spliced from 2 exons. Gene Ontology annotation, cellular component: endoplasmic reticulum membrane. Gene Ontology annotation, molecular function: fatty acid elongase activity.